CUGGCCAGGGCGGCGGCGGCGGCGGCGAAGGAGGAGGAGGAGGAGGAAGGCGGCUGUGGCGGCGGCGGCGGCGGCGGCGGCGGCGGCAGCGGCGAGAGAAGAGGGGAGGACGGGGGCGGCGUCGGACUGGAGCCGAGCGGCGGCGCGAGCUGCCCGGGGCGCUGUCGUGAGCUCGCCCGCCGGGCCUCCACCCCCGAGCUACACCCUGCCGUGCCCAGCUCUGCCCGCGUCCGUGCCCCCGCGGGGAGCGCGCCGGGGCUGCCCCCCGAAUGACGGGCGGAAGGUUCGACUUCGACGAUGGCGGCACCUACUGCGGCGGCUGGGAGGAGGGCAAGGCGCACGGGCAUGGCAUCUGCACGGGGCCCAAGGGCCAGGGCGAGUACUCGGGCUCCUGGUCGCACGGCUUCGAGGUGGUCGGAGGCUACACCUGGCCCAGCGGCAACACCUACCAGGGCUACUGGGCGCAGGGCAAGCGGCACGGGCUGGGGGUGGAGACGAAGGGCAAGUGGAUGUACCGGGGGGAGUGGUCACAUGGCUUCAAGGGGCGCUACGGGGUUCGGCAGAGCCUGUGCACCCCCGCUCGCUACGAGGGUACCUGGAGUAACGGGCUGCAGGACGGGUACGGCGUGGAGACCUACGGGGACGGAGGUACCUACCAGGGCCAGUGGGCCGGCGGCAUGCGACACGGCUACGGCGUGCGCCAGAGCGUGCCCUACGGCAUGGCCACGGUGAUCCGCUCGCCGCUGCGCACGUCGCUGGCCUCGCUGCGCAGCGAGCAGAGCAACGGCAGCGUGCUCCACGACGCCGCGGCAGCCGCCGACAGCCCGGCCGGCAGCCGCGGGGGCUUCGUGCUCAACUUCCAUGCAGACGCCGAGCUCGCGGGCAAGAAGAAGGGCGGCCUCUUCCGCCGCGGCUCCCUCUUGGGAAGCAUGAAACUGCGCAAGUCCGAAUCCAAGUCCUCCAUCUCCAGCAAGCGCAGCUCGGUCCGCAGCGACGCGGCCAUGAGCCGAAUCAGCUCCAGCGACGCCAACUCCACCAUCAGCUUCGGCGACGUAGAUUGUGAUUUCUGCCCCGUGGAAGACCAUGUGGACGCCACCACCACGGAAACCUACAUGGGCGAGUGGAAGAAUGACAAGCGCACCGGCUUCGGCAUCAGCGAGCGCUCCAACGGCAUGAAGUAUGAAGGCGAGUGGGCAAAUAACAAGAGGCACGGGUAUGGCUGCACCGUGUUUCCCGACGGCUCUAAGGAAGAGGGAAAAUACAAAAAUAAUAUUCUCGUCCGUGGAAUAAGGAAGCAGCUUAUACCAAUAAGAAAUACAAAAACUAGGGAGAAGGUGGACAGAGCGAUCGAAGGCGCGCAAAGGGCAGCCGCCAUGGCGAGAACCAAAGUGGAAAUAGCAAAUUCAAGGACCGCGCACGCAAGAGCCAAAGCUGACGCCGCCGACCAGGCUGCUCUGGCCGCCCGCCAGGAGUGUGACAUCGCGAGAGCUGUGGCCAGAGAGCUGUCACCUGACUUCUACCAGCCAGGUCCAGAUUAUGUCAAACAGAGAUUUCAGGAAGGUGUAGAUGCUAAAGAAAACCCAGAAGAAAAGGUCCCGGAAAAGCCACCUACACCAAAGGAAUCUCCUCAUUUUUAUCGCAAAGGCACGACACCCCCAGCGUCUCCCGAGGCAAGUCCCAAACAAGGCGGCUCUCCCUCCCCAAAGCCCGUGAAGAAGCAGAAUCCCAGCUCAGGGGCCAGACUCAACCAAGACAAAAGGAGUGCAGCCGAGGAACAGGUGACGGCCACCAUCAAUAAGCCCUUGACCUCCAAGGCUCCCACGAAGGAGGUGGGAGCGGCUGUGCCCCACUCCAGGUACUCUGGCCGUCACCACGUCCCUAACCCCAGUAACGGGGAGCUGCACUCUCAGUAUCACGGCUACUACGUGAAACUGAACGCCCCCCAGUACCCCCCGGAGGACGUGGAAGAAGAGGAAGGGCCAAGCCAGUCUUCCUCGGCGCUGGUGCACAAGCCAUCGCCCAACAGGUGGAGUCCCCCUAAAUCUGUGACAAAACCAGUUGCCAAAGAAAGCAAAGCUGAGCCAAAAGCUAAGAAGUCUGAACUUGCUAUACCAAAGAACCCAGCAAGCAACGAUUCGUGCCCUUCUUUGGAAAAAGAAGCCAAUUCGGGCCCUAAUUCAAUCAUGAUUGUCCUCGUCAUGCUGUUGAAUAUCGGGUUGGCCAUUCUUUUUGUUCACUUUCUAACUUGAUUGGAAUUAGGAAAAGGCCUUUGGAAUCAUUUUGCAAAGUAAGAUUCAUCGCUCUGCUUUACUGCCUUCGUUAAUUGUGUUAGUGCCUUAUCCCGGGUUUUGAGUCUGCUCCUGUUUUUAAGGAAAACUUAAAGAUGAAGUAAGUCUCUCCUGCGUGGGCACUUUUCAGUUACAGUUUUCUGACCAUUGUGGCCCAAAGAAAUUACUAUGUUGCUCUGGCCUCUGCUGCUUAAGUCCAAAGUGCAGCUGAAUAAACUUGCUGCCACUAGAACCUGCAGCCUUUGAAGCCAUCCUCGGUGCUGGCCUCGGCUGGCUCCACGCAUCAGCAGGCAGCCUGUGAAGUACAAUAAACGGACCUUCUCCAGAACAGCUUCCCACGGAGCUGCCACAGCGCUUUUGAAUUCCCAAGUUAGCCACUCCUGUUGAGGGCUGAGGUAUCGAAGACCCCCACGUAAGCAAUGCCCAGUUAUCGCCUCUAGGUGUUAACGGAUUUAUCAACUCACGUGAUUCAUCUCCUAGCAAAUCCUAAGGGAACAGAACACAGGACAGACUACUUUGGAGCAGGCGGGAGAAGCACAGGAUGCUAGAAAGAUUAUUGACUCCAGAUUCGUGUCCAAACCACGGGUUUCGGUGGCUGGAGCCAAAGCCAGGGUGAAGACCGUGUGGUUGGGAGAUCUGGAAAAUAUUCUGCGUGCCCUUUUCGUACAAUAGCUAUUCCAAGAGUCGUGGUGAGCAGCUCCCUGGGCUCAACCUGUGCACUCGCAGCCCCCCCCCAAGGCUUUGCAAAGCAGUGUAGGCUCUUCUCUCCAACUUCAUAGGCAGCUGUGGACGUGGCGUAUUCUGCCCGGACAGUGUAAGGAUCCAUCAGGCCAUGUUCAGUGAUCCCAGGUGUAUCAAUUAUCUAUGUCCAGCAUGUCCUUCUUACCCCCAAAGUACCAGAAAGGACUUAGGAUUCUGUCAUAGCCUCUACAGGGGUCUGACAUAUGGGAGUAGGAGAAAAUAUCAGCGUAUAUAGAAUGCAGUGAAUAUGGGUGAAGUUUUGGCUGUGGUCAUGAUUGAUGGAGGAAUUCUUCUCUAAUCUGUGUCCCUGGUUUCCUCAUCUGUAAAAUGGGUAGAACCACAGCACUGACCUCAUCGGAGGAGGAGAUGAGCUCAUUUACCUUAAGUGCUUAGUACAGUACCUGGCACAUAGGAACUGCUUCGUACAUGUUAGCCUUUACUAAUUGGAAGAACUAGGGGAAAUUUUAAUUCCUGUGUCUCCAACACAUUAAAAAAUAUAUAGUAAGAUCCCACUAAAGGCCUCUUUAUAAAGGUUAAUUAUGCCAUAGGUCAUACGAUGUUCUUUAGUGGUAGUCAUUGAGUCUCUCUCACUGGGAAAAUCGAAGGCCACACUUACAGAGCUCCGUCUCUACACUAAAAUGUGAUUUUUAAUAUAGUAGGAUGCAAGACAUUUGCUUUACACAAAGAACUUUCUCGUCUCAUUAGAGUCUUACAAGGUCCCUGUGAACGAUUUCCUGCAGGUAAAUGACUUGCCCAAGGUCAUGUAGCCAAAAAGUUACGAAUUUUUGUAUCAGAGUCCCAGAUAUGACUCUAAAUGCUGUGCUUUUUCAUUUCCUAUAUUGACUAGCAUUAUGCCAGACUGUCAUACUGAUCAGCCAUGAAAAGGCAGAAAAUACGAUGAAAUUCAAGGUAACAGUGUGGGUUGAAUGAGCCCAUUUCCGUAAGUUCCUGAAUGCUACUCAGUUGAUGUAACUAUAACAGACUUUAUCAAAAGUUCUGAAUAAGGUACUUAAAAUCCUAAAUGUUAAGUAUAUUUAAGUUUCAUAACUUUUAGUUAGGUAUUUCAAUAAGAUGUUGAUUUUUGAACCUUAAAAAAUACUAAAUAUUAUUAAUAAACGUUUAGUUCUUAAGUGCUAUCUUGCUUGGUAUUUUGGAGUAAGAGGCAUUUUACAAAUGAACUUGGGAUGGGUUGUGUUUGAACCUGAUCUCCAGGAUUAACCCAGAAACUGCACAUAGAAGGCCUAAAAGAUUUAGAUGUAUAUCAUGAUGUUCUUUUGAAUACUUUAUCUUAGUGUUCCAUAGAA
Orcinus orca (killer whale) is the source of this 4333-nucleotide messenger RNA. It is a transcript of the gene JPH1, whose product is annotated as junctophilin 1. Bases 270 to 2249 code for a protein of 659 amino acids. Gene Ontology annotation, cellular component: endoplasmic reticulum membrane; junctional membrane complex; sarcoplasmic reticulum. The transcript is spliced from 6 exons. The record is from RefSeq and is a predicted model, not a curated record. NCBI's taxonomy places the organism in Eukaryota, Metazoa, Chordata, Mammalia, Artiodactyla, Delphinidae.